ACACACACACACACACACACACACACAUACAGCAACUCUCCACAGGAAAAGCUAGAGACAGAAUGCGCAGCCCCUUCACAGCAGCUUUGGUGCGUCGUGGCGUCCAAAUGGGAUCGUGCUACACUUUGAUAGUUGGUUAAUUACUCAUAUGAUACCACACAGAUGUCUGGGGGGCUCUAGCCGAAUAUUCGUCUCACUAACUCACUGACUGACUGACUGACGGGAUCCUGGGGAAGGCAGACAUUUAAGGAGCGCUGUGCUAAAUAGCUGUAAUCAGACUCUUAUCGCCUCAUCUGGAAAUCAAAGAGUGAACUGUGUUCUGCAAUGGGCAUUACGACACUACAAUUGCUUUUGCUAAUGGCCGCCCUGGCCACUGUUGGAAUAUGUCACAUAAAUGGAACAGAGGAAGUCCUUCAAAACUUUACUACCUCCAAAAUCAAUGUGCAUAAAGGUCUCCAGCCCUCCACCAGAAAAGCCCUGCUGGAUAACAAAACCAGAGUGAAGGGGCCUCCAUCCUGCAAGGAUCCCACUUCCAUCAAGCUCUAUUUUAAGUAUAUUAACACAAUUAUUUCCUGUGCCGUGUUUGUGGUGGGAAUGGUGGGUAACGCCACCUUGCUGAGGAUUAUUUACCAAAACAAGUGUAUGAGGAACGGACCCAACGCCCUCAUCGCCAGCCUGGCUCUUGGAGACCUCAUCUACAUCACCAUAGACAUCCCUAUCAAUGUCUACAAGGUACAGGGCUGUAGCAUCCUGGAGCAGAGUGCAGGGGGUCGGCAUUCCCCUCUUUACUGCCAUUGAGAUCUUUUCCAUCUGGGUCAUGUCCAUCAUCUUGGCUGUGCCAGAGGCAGUGGUCUUCAACAUGGUCACCUUUACCUACAAGAACCAAACCUACCGCACUUGCAUGCUCAAGCCUGAAACUGACUUCAUGAUGUUCUAUGUCAAUUGGAAAGACUGGUGGUUAUUUGGCUUUUACUUCUGCGUGCCGCUGGCCUGCACAGCUGUUUUCUACACCUUCAUGACAUAUGAAAUGCUCAACCACAGAAAUGGAAGCCUUCGGAUUGUCCUCAGCGAACACCUUAAACAGCGGCGUGAAGUGGCUAAAGCAGUCUUCUGUUUAGUGCUGAUCUUUGCUCUUUGCUGGUUCCCUCUUCAUCUCAGUAGACUGUUGAAGAAAAUGGUUUAUGUUCCAAAUGAUGAAAGACGUUGCGACCUACUCAACUUCCUGUUGAUCAUGGAUUAUUUUGGCAUCAACUUGGCCACUGUGAACUCCUGCAUCAACCCCAUCAUCCUCUACUUUGUGAGCAAGAAGUUCAAUAAUUGCUUUAAGUCCUGCUUGUGCUGUUGGUGUUACACCAAGAACCAGGUGUCCAGCUCAGGCCCAAUGAACGGCACUAGCAUUCAGUGCAAAAACCAUGAGCCCACCAACCUCAAUACCGACAGAAGCCUUCGUAAAUACAGUGAAUGAGAGGUGAAGGACUCACUCCAGUCAGCCUACAUGCUUAAAACACAUUAUAAAAGCAGACAUCAUCCAGCGUCAAACUUUGAGGUGGAAAACAUCGUAACCAUUCAUAUGAAACUAAAGUUCCUGUGCUCGGCGCAGUAUCAGGCUGUUUUUAUACAUAGCUUCAGACCAGACAAUGGACCUGAUAUAUUUAAAGUCUCCCGUAGACCUACAGCAGCUGUUCCCAGACUUUCAGAGGGUUGUUUUGCUGUGUGAGAAGUGGUGGGAGUGAAGACCAACAGCAACAGGAUGCAGCUGAACCUAACAGCUACAAAUUAACCCUCAUCAGGAGCUUGACAUGUUUUCCUUAUGUAAAUGCUACACUAUGAACAUGCUCUGGAUCGUCACUGUCCGACAUGAAAGGAAGUUACAGAAAGGAAGAUUGAAGUGGCGAGGGACAAUCUGUGUUUUCUGUGUUCCUUCCUAUAAGCUUUGCCAAAGAAACUCCCAGCACGCCGCUGAGGAGGCAACCUAUCCUUCAAAUUCAGUGUCCGGUUGUUAUUGUUAGCACAUUGAAUGCAGUUAUGGAAGUUUAAGCCAGGCUAGUUUGUAAAACAGGAACUUCCAGGCCGCUACAUGCCUCAAUCUUUAUUAAGUUGUUAAGUGAAUCAUAUUGUGCGCUGGACGUCACUUCUGUUUAUUUAGUGGGGUAGGAAGAUAAUUAAAGUAUGCCUUUGUGUUUGAAUGCCAAAUUAAGUUUAUUGUGUAUAUGCUUGUUUACGGUGAAAAUGUAAGCUCAGAAUUAAAUUACAAAUCAAAACGUGAACAUAAUACAGCAAAUGUGAAAUGAACCAGCUGGAUUCAGUUCCAGCAAUAAGGAGGCAAAUGAAACUUGCUGGGAUUUAAGAGUAAUUUCUAGGAAUGCAUCCAACUGCAACAAAUGCUGUGUUAUAGUGUAAAGAAAAAGAAAAUGAGCAUAAGGGCGCGGGAAAAGGGGCCUUUCUGUAAUCAAAACAAAAACGCCCAAGAGAUACAAACAUGUCUUUGCUUUUUUUUGACACUGUGAAUUUUCUGUGAACAUAACUCAUACAUGCUAUUAACCUUGCAUAGAUUAAUAUUAAUAAUAUUUAAUGGCCUCAGUAUUUGUAUAUCAUCUGUAUUUUAAGUUGAAAUAUUUAUUGUUGUUGCAAAAACAUACA
Sinocyclocheilus rhinocerous is the source of this 2640-nucleotide messenger RNA. It is a transcript of the gene ednraa, whose product is annotated as endothelin receptor type Aa. Gene Ontology annotation, biological process: enteric nervous system development; developmental pigmentation; endothelin receptor signaling pathway. The record is from RefSeq and is a predicted model, not a curated record. Gene Ontology annotation, molecular function: endothelin receptor activity. The coding region runs from base 722 to 1465 and encodes 247 amino acids. Gene Ontology annotation, cellular component: plasma membrane. The transcript has 7 exons. NCBI's taxonomy places the organism in Eukaryota, Metazoa, Chordata, Actinopteri, Cypriniformes, Cyprinidae.